AUGGCAUCAAACAAUCACAAUGAUAACCACGGCAAAGUCCCAGCCAGCAAAGAACAAAUCAUCAUUCUCCCUUUCGCUCAGAGCCAUAGUCCUUCAAACACUACCGGGUCACCGGGUCCCACCACAGAGGAACUAUGUGAGAAGUGCUGGAAGCCGGCUUUAGCUCGCCAACAUAGCUGGAGCAACGAGGACCGCAAACACCAGCUGCAGAAACGAUUGCAAGGGCCGCAAAAGGGAAGGGAAACCGGGUUCACAGAGGCGCAUAGUGGGGAUCAAAAUAGCCCGAAACAGCAUUUAGUGCUGCGAUGA
Messenger RNA from Penicillium roqueforti, 309 nucleotides. RefSeq lists its product as uncharacterized. Bases 1 to 309 code for a protein of 102 amino acids. Lineage: Eukaryota; Fungi; Ascomycota; Eurotiomycetes; Eurotiales; Aspergillaceae. The record is from RefSeq and is a predicted model, not a curated record. The transcript has a single exon.